AGGACACUUCGCUCCAUGACUAAAGCGUCCCGAUUAUUGGUGGAAGGAUGCACAAAUCUGAUUGGAUACUUCAUGGUUCGUUCCAAUCCGAAUGCACGCUUGCUGAGCUGUGCUCCCGUGGGGCUGGAAUUGUGUGCAGGAAGAGAAAUGGCGGACGCGGUGUCUAUCUUCAUGUCAAUUGGCCUCAGUGAGCAGAAAGCUAAGGAAACAUUGAAAAAUGAAGCACUCUCAUCAACACUCAAGACGGCGAUCCAACAGGCUCAAGGGCUGCUGGGUUCCGCUAGCAUUGAUAAGACUGCAGGCACUAUGCUGUAUAAUAUGGUGACACGACUCAAAGACUCCACUCAACUGUCUUUCCUCACAGAAUACAUCAUUACACGAAAAAUUACUUCAGAACUGCAGCUGUCAGCGGCGUUGGACUUUAUAAAAAGCCACCCACAGGAGAAUCUGGAUCGAUUUGAGUUUGAGGCUGCCUGUGGCGUGGGAGUUGUCGUUACACCUGAGCAGAUAGAAGAUGCGGUUGAAUUGAUUAUCAGGAAGCACAAAGAUCAGCUGUUGGCAGAGAGAUAUCGCUUUAACAUGGGGAUACUCAUGGGUGAGGCCAGGACUGCUCUCAAAUGGGCUGAUGGGAAGAUUGUCAAGAAUGAAGUGGAUAUGCAGGUGCUUCACCUUCUGGGUCCAAAAACUGAGGCAGAUCUGGAGAAAAAGCAGAAGGGUGCCAAACCCAAAGCUGCAGAGAAAGAUGUGAAGAUUGAGCAGGUUGCAAAUGGUGAAGCGAACACAGAGGGGAAAUCAUUGAUGGAGCAGCUGAGAGGAGAGGCGCUCAAGUUCCAUAAGCCAGGGGAGAAUUACAAGACUGAAGGUUAUGUUGUAACACCCAACACCAUGAAUUUGCUGAAGAAGCACUUGGAAGAGACUGGAGGACAGGUCCGCACCCGUUUUCCCCCUGAGCCUAAUGGGAUUCUGCAUAUUGGUCAUGCCAAAGCAAUCAAUUUCAAUUUUGGUUUUGCCAAGGCCAAUAAUGGCAUCUGUUUCCUGCGUUAUGAUGACACAAAUCCCGAGAAAGAGGAGGAGAAGUACUUUACUGCCAUCAAAGAAAUGGUGGAGUGGCUUGGGUACAAACCAUACGCUGUCACACACGCCUCUGAUCACUUCCAGCUUCUCUAUGAUCUUGCUGUUGAUCUUAUUCGCAGGGGUCAUGCAUAUGUGUGCCACCAGCGUGGAGAGGAACUCAAGGGUCACAACAUCCCUCCCUCCCCCUGGAGAGAGCGACCUGUGGAAGAAUCUUUGCUUUUGUUUGACAGGAUGAAAAAGGGCAUGUUUGCAGAGGGAGAAGUCACUCUCAGAAUGAAGAUGGUGAUGGAAGAUGGAAAAAUGGACCCUGUGGCAUACCGAAUCAAAUACACGCCACAUCACAGGACAGGAAACACUUGGUGCAUAUACCCAACGUAUGAUUACACACACUGUCUUUGUGACUCCAUCGAGAACAUCACUCACUCACUGUGCACCAAAGAGUUUCAGGCCAGACGAUCCUCAUAUUUCUGGUUGUGUAACGCUCUGGAUUUGUACUGUCCGGUGCAGUGGGAAUAUGGCAGACUCAAUCUCACUUACACUGUUGUUUCCAAGAGGAAGAUCAUUAAACUGGUGGAAACUGGAGUUGUUAGAGAUUGGGAUGAUCCACGACUUUUUACCCUCACAGCUCUCAGGAGACGUGGGUUCCCUCCACAAGCUAUUAACAAUUUCUGUGCCCGGGUGGGUGUGACGGUUGCCCAGACCACCAUGGAGCCACACCUGCUUGAGGCGUGUGUUAGAGAGGUGCUCAAUGACACCGCUUCUCGUGCCAUGGCCAUACUUGAGCCCCUCAAAGUCACCAUCACCAACCUGCCAACCAAUGCACAGAAGGAGGUUCGAGUACCAGACUUCCCAGCCAAUGAAGCCAAGGGCAGUCAUGUGGUUCCCUUCUCAAAGACCAUCUUUAUUGAGCAGAGUGACUUCAGAGAGGUGAUGGAGAAGGGCUACAAGCGCCUGACUCCAGAUCAGCCUGUAGGCUUGAGACAUGCAGGAUUCAUCAUCUCUGUGCAGCGCGUCAUCAAGGAUGGCUGUGGUAAAGUGUGUGAGCUAGAGGUGACGUGUGCCAGCUCAGACUCUGUAGAAAAGCCCAAAGCAUUUAUUCACUGGGUGAGCGAUCCACUGCGGUGUGAAGUGCGCCUGUAUGAAAGACUGUUUCUCCAUAAAAACCCAGAGGACCCAGCUGAAGUUCCUGCUGGAUUCCUGAGUGACAUUAACCCUAAUUCAUUAACAGUGAUUGAAAGUGCCUUAGUAGAUCGUUCUGUGGGCAAGGCCAAAGUGUUUGAUAAGUUUCAGUUUGAGAGAGUGGGUUAUUUCUCACUGGACCCUGAUAGCACAUCUGAAAAGUUGGUGUUUAACAGAACUGUUACGCUCAAGGAGGAUCCAGGAAAGAUAUGACUGGACUGCAAGACAGAAGCUGUACUACUUUCAGCUGCACAGCCUUUAUCACAACACAGCUUUUAGUAAAAUCAAUUAAACCAGGGAAUUCAACAUAUUCUAUCCAUAUUAUGUAAAGCCUUUUCUAACUGUACAAGUGCUGGGCUGUUUUGUAUAACCUUUUCAAUCUGUUGGGGUUUAACAUCUAUGAAAUUAACAGAUUAAAGAUUUUGACUGGC
Molecule: messenger RNA, 2684 nt
Organism: Carassius gibelio (silver crucian carp)
Lineage: Eukaryota; Metazoa; Chordata; Actinopteri; Cypriniformes; Cyprinidae
Product: glutamine--tRNA ligase
Exons: 24
Coding region: 16-2466 (816 amino acids)
Biological process (GO): translation; glutaminyl-tRNA aminoacylation
Cellular component (GO): cytoplasm; aminoacyl-tRNA synthetase multienzyme complex; cytosol
Molecular function (GO): glutamine-tRNA ligase activity; ATP binding
Source: RefSeq, a predicted model, not a curated record